GCAUUCCGUGCUCUGCUCUCGCAUGUUGUAUUCAAUGAGUCAGUUGCUUUCACUGAAACUUUCUCCCAGCUAAUGGGAGCAAAAUCAUGAAAAUGGACACCGAAGCUGUACCGCAGUGUUUGCUUUCCCUUAAUGACAUUUUCAUCUAAAACCAAGAUGUGAUUUAUUAGUUGAAGUAUGACGUGAGGACUGAUAGUAGCUGUUUAGAUUAAGAGGCUGUGGAGUAACUUGCGUCUUUGCCAGUCUGGGCUGAGGAAAGUCUGGAAAGUGACUCUAAACGUCUCCUUUAAUGCACUGUGAUAAAUGGCUCAUGACACGUCCCCCAUUUUCCCUCAUGGGUCCAGAGAGGAAGGUUUUCCAUAUAUGUCGGCUUCUACAUAUUUUCCGUUUCGGCAUCGGUGUUGACAUUAGAGCAGCCUUCGUCCAGCUCGCUGGCCUGGUUCUCAUGCUGCGUCCUGGGCCUGGAAACAAACUCAUGCAGUCCCUCAACAGCCAGGCUGACUCCGUCUCGGCUCACCUCUGUUGAAAACACUUGUUGUCGGCGAGCGCAGCUUCCUUACCGUCUCCAGGCCUUUUGCGAGCAGGUUCAGGCCCUGAGCGGCCUCCACUCCUGACCUGCAGUCAUGGGGAUCCAGGGCAUGGAGCUGUUUGCCAUCGGCGUUGUCAUCAUCCUCUUCAUGGCGGUUCUCAAGCAGUUCGGCAUCCUGGAGCCCAUGUCCUCGUUUGAAGACAGCAGCGACAGCGACCUGGAGCUGUCGACGGUUCGUCACCAGCCGGAGGGUCUGGACCAGCUGCAGGCUCAGACCAAGUUCACCAGGAAGGAGCUCCAGUCUCUGUACCGAGGAUUCAAGAACGAGUGUCCCAGUGGGCUGGUUGAUGAGGAGACAUUCAAGACCAUCUAUUCUCAGUUCUUUCCCCAAGGAGAUGCAACCACCUACGCUCACUUUCUGUUCAACGCGUUUGACAUCGACAGAAACGGUUCGAUCCGCUUCGAGGACUUCGUCAUCGGCUUGUCAGUGUUGCUCAGAGGUUCGGUCACCGAGAAGCUCAACUGGGCCUUUAACCUCUACGACAUUAACAAGGACGGCUACAUCACCAAAGAGGAGAUGCUGGCGAUUAUGAAGUCAAUCUAUGACAUGAUGGGGAGGUACACGUACCCCUGCGUGAGGGACGAAGCUCCGUCUGAACACGUGGACAAAUUCUUCCAGAAAAUGGACAAAAACCGAGAUGGCGUAGUGACUAUUGAAGAGUUCAUUGAGACCUGUCAGAAGGACGAGAACAUCAUGAACUCCAUGCAGCUGUUUGAAAAUGUGAUAUAAUGAACCAGGAUGUCCCCACUUGUUUUCCUUAAUUAGCACAACUCACAUACAGAAACAGCACAGUCAUACACCUCGCCUAUUUCUCCCACAGUCACGUAGGACAUCCUGGAACAUAAUGAAGCUACUGUAAAAAAAAAAAAAAUACAGAUUUUUUUCUAUUUCUGAACAAACUCCUUUAGGUGUAUCCUGCAGCUGCUCCUGGAUUUAUUCUAAAUAACUGCUACUUGUAGAAGAAGAGCAUCCUGGGUACAUGUUUAUGUCCUCGGUGACGUAACAGAAGAGCUCCUUGUGCUUUUAUCAACAGACAAAAAGGAUCAACAAGGAAUGAAGAAGCUUACAAUAAUCCACUGACCUGAGCCCACAUGGAUACUAGCUUUAACACGAAUACACACUCACAUGCACACCGACCUGCUGUCUCCCCAAGAGUUUUUAGAGCACUGGAUCAAAUACAAAAAAAGAGAAAUGAACUAAAGCAUGUUUGUCAUCAAAUAUGUGAUGUGGAAUUAGCUUGCACUACAGUUUUACGACUAUGUAUUAUAUGCGCCUGAAAUAAAGGCACUGUAGAUACCUGCACCUGAUACACACUGAUGGAAACCAGUGUGUAUGUAUAUAUGUAUAGUUAAUAGUUAUAUAUCCUGCAUUGUGUCGGUCUCAUCUGUAUUGCACUGGGUGAUGAUGUUGGACCAGAUCUGAAUAUUUGUUUAAGAAAUCUCUGUGUUAAUUUUAAUUUAACAUCAUGUUUAGUAUCCAAUCUUCACAGAAUUUAAAUGGAUUAUUCAAAUACUUCUCUCUUUUUUUUUGUAUUUUGGAAGAUUAUGUUUAGCUGGUCAGAAAAGGAAAAGGAGUCUGUACAGUACUGUGAAGAAACUGAAGGACUGUUAAGUGUGUCCUUAUGCUGAAUUAAGGCUUUGUCUUGUUUCUUCAGUAUCUGCGAGCAUGCUGACUCUUAAGUGCCACGGUAUUAUGUACAGUACAGUAGGACCUUUGUGAUGUCCGUUAAUUAAAGAUUCUGUCGACAGCUGA
Molecule: messenger RNA, 2342 nt
Organism: Acanthochromis polyacanthus (spiny chromis)
Lineage: Eukaryota; Metazoa; Chordata; Actinopteri; Pomacentridae
Gene: kcnip3b
Product: Kv channel interacting protein 3b, calsenilin
Exons: 7
Coding region: 624-1319 (231 amino acids)
Biological process (GO): negative regulation of transcription by RNA polymerase II; regulation of potassium ion transmembrane transport
Cellular component (GO): nucleus; voltage-gated potassium channel complex
Molecular function (GO): RNA polymerase II cis-regulatory region sequence-specific DNA binding; calcium ion binding; DNA-binding transcription repressor activity, RNA polymerase II-specific
Source: RefSeq, a predicted model, not a curated record